AUCCAAACCGUAUAUACUCAAGAUACUGUAGGGUAGGAUGCAAGUCGCGCAAUACUCCGCAACGGAACUUUGGCCAUCACGUGCGGAGGAGCGCCAUGUCUCAAGCUCCGAUCUAGCUGCUGAUUCCCAGACAAUCUCCUGAUAGCAUUCAGGAAUUGCAAAAGGCUGUGGCAGCGACCCCAACGGGUCAGCAUCGCUGUACAUGGUUGGAAUGCGCACAUUACAAUACCCUACGCUGGCGGCUUUCCUGACCUCUUCAUCGCGUCCGAAGCAGCUCCCAGGUCUGCUGUGGGGCCGCUGGGGGAGAUGCUUCGUCUCUGCGGCAUCGCAAUCGCCAUCACGCUAUGCGAAAUCACCGUUUCGCUUUGAGACUGGCAUUGGACUGUUUGCAAAACGAUCCCCUCGGCCAUUUCCUCCACCCUUCUUGUCUCCUCCGUCCGUCUCCUUCUCAGAUCCUCUAAGUACUCAUCACCUGAGCCGGGACCGCCGACCCCACGCAACUAUCAAUGGAGAGCUCAUUAGAGGACUCACAAAUGGUGAUGAUGCCGUGUAUGCUAGCGACUAUUUCAUAUGUACAAACGAUGGCGUAGGCGCGUGGGCAACGCGCCCACGAGGUCAUGCUGGAUUGUGGUCGCGGUUAGUAUUGCACUUCUGGGCGGCGGCCAUUGAAGAAGAGUCGACCAAUAGCCUAUUCCAGCAAGUGGCCUAUCAGCCCGACCCCAUUGCGUCUCUUCAGACGGCAUACGAGCAAACGCAAGAAGCGACUGGCGCUCAUAACUGGCAGGGGACCACAACAGUGUGUGGCGCCCAGCUGCAUUACAGGACGGUGAUGGAUGCGGGGCGCGAAGUUGCUACGCCAGUUCUAUAUGCGACAAACCUGGGCGACGGUCAAAUCUUGGUUCUUCGACCUCGAGAUGAGGAGAUCAUCUACAAAACCACAGAGCAGUGGCACUGGUUCGACUGUCCACGCCAGCUCGGCACCAAUAGCCCUGAUACGCCAAAGCAGAAUGCAGUUGUUGACACAAUAGAUUUGGAAGAGGGCGACGUGGUCCUAGCAAUGAGCGAUGGUGUUAUUGAUAAUCUCUGGGGGCACGAAAUUGCUGCCAAUGUAUUUCAAAGCAUCAAAGCGUGGGAAGCUGGGAAAGGCGCUGAUGACCAAGGCGAUCGCACAGGAGGACGUAAUGGCGGUAUGGCUCUUGCAGCUCAAAACCUAAUGGCAGCUGCCAAAGUGAUAGCGUUGGACCCGUAUGCAGAGAGCCCAUUCAUGGAACAUGCCAUAGAAGAAGGGCUGGCUAGCGAAGGAGGAAAAUUGGAUGAUAUCAGCGUCGUCGCAGCAUUGUGUGUUAGAGACAGGAAACAAUAGUUUUGCAAAGCUUUUCUUGAUAUUUAUACACCACAGACAUGUUAUUUGCGUUGAUUUUUAUAAUGGAAUUUACUGGCAACAAGGCAGCUAUGGGGCACGUAGAACGAUCAAGUCUGGGAGAUGAAUUUUCUCGUGGAUAUUGGCUGAGUAGCAUUAAUAGUACAUAACGGUAGUGAUACGAGUUAUAUUUUAUAUUGUUAAGGCACUGCUCCCGUCUUACACGGCGUCUGAAGAUGGAGAUCAAGUUGGAGAGAUGUGAGCGGGGCGGGAAGCCGCUAGUACGCACCUCUACCAAGGUACGUAGUUGAA
Molecule: messenger RNA, 1672 nt
Organism: Trichoderma asperellum CBS 433.97
Lineage: Eukaryota; Fungi; Ascomycota; Sordariomycetes; Hypocreales; Hypocreaceae
Biological process (GO): protein dephosphorylation
Molecular function (GO): protein serine/threonine phosphatase activity
Source: RefSeq, a predicted model, not a curated record